AAUUAUUCUUGAAUGAUAUUAAUAAUUAACUUCUUAUUGAAGGGAAUAAAACUGUGUAUCCAACAAUUCCAAUAUGGCAGAAGUGAAGUCACUGUUCCGGGAAGUUCUUCCAAAACAAGGACAAUUGUCUGUGGAAGACGUAACCACAAUGGUGCUGUGUAAACCCAAACUUUUGCCCUUAAAGUCUCUGACUCUGGAAAAGCUGGAGAAGAUGCAACAGGCAGCGCAGGAUACCGCUCGCCAGCAGGAAACGGCAGAGAGAACGACAGUGGCUCCCACGGAAAUAACCUCGCGCGUCAGUGCUGCCGGGCCCUGCAGUGGCGAGGAAUAA
Messenger RNA from Ochotona princeps (American pika), 331 nucleotides. RefSeq names its product BBSome interacting protein 1 (gene BBIP1). Gene Ontology annotation, cellular component: BBSome. Gene Ontology annotation, biological process: cilium assembly; receptor localization to non-motile cilium. Bases 74 to 331 code for a protein of 85 amino acids. The record is from RefSeq and is a predicted model, not a curated record. The transcript is spliced from 2 exons. Lineage: Eukaryota; Metazoa; Chordata; Mammalia; Lagomorpha; Ochotonidae.